Messenger RNA from Pomacea canaliculata, 2231 nucleotides. RefSeq names its product protein lethal(2)essential for life-like. NCBI's taxonomy places the organism in Eukaryota, Metazoa, Mollusca, Gastropoda, Architaenioglossa, Ampullariidae. Gene Ontology annotation, biological process: response to heat; protein refolding. The record is from RefSeq and is a predicted model, not a curated record. Gene Ontology annotation, molecular function: protein folding chaperone.
UGUUUCAGCGCCACUUAUAGUCGCGCCUCCACAUCCUCCACAACCCAAUGCACAGCCGCCGCCUGCUUGUGAUGCUCGCAGCUCAGAGCCUCUGUGAGUGUUGUCACAUCCGGUUACCUCGCUUCCUGGAGCUGUGAGUGUUUGUCUGCCUACAAGCUCAGUUUCCACUCUUCACGACCUCUGACCGCCAGGAUGCCGUUCGAACACUUGGUGCCCAUGAAGUUCGAGGACUGGGGCUUCUUUGACCGCCAGCGCUCUGUCUUCAGCAGCAUGUUCAAGGAUGUCGGCGACGAGUGGAAGGAGUUCGACAGGGAGCUCGAGAAGAUUCGCUCCGAGAUGUUCCAGCUCAAGCCCAUCGACUUCGGAGGUGACUUUGGCAGUGACUUCGGAAAAGACUUCGGAAAAGACUUCGGAAAGGACUUCGGCGAUAUGGGGAGCUUCGGAUCUUCAAAACUGACCUCCAAGUCCACCACGACUACAACUACUACUACUAGAAGUUCGUCUUCGUCAUCAGGUGCCUCACCGGAGUCCUCCCUGCUGCUGAAGGUGGACCGACCCAUCGUGCAGGACAGCCAGGGCAAUAAGCGACUGUCCCUGCGCUUCGACUGUCAGCAGUUCAAACCCGAGGAGAUUUCCGUCAAGACAGUGGACAAUCGCCUCGUUGUACACGCUAAGCAUACAGAGGAAAGCCCUGGGCGCAAAGUGUACCGAGAGUUCAGCCGACAGUACAUUCUUCCGGAAAAUGACCCCCUCACCUUGAACUCUACCCUCACGUCUGACGGCGUCCUGUCCAUCGAGGCAGCUCCAGCGGCCAUUGAAGCUCCCAGAGAGCGACUCUUGCCCAUCAGGAUGUUGAUGCAGUAGUUCCACAGCCCUCAGCCGUCACAGACUUAGAUGUUCCAGAAAAUCCAUUUUACCGUUACCAGCCUGCGACGAUACCUUUUCAUGCUGCACAAGAAAUGCACGCUUCUAGAAUUAUAGAAUAAAUAAAUAUAUAAAUGGACAAUAUGUAGUAAUCCACCGUGUAACCUAGCGUUACCUGUAACACCAAACAUGUCAAGCCUGAGACAACAAUAAUUACAACCCAAAAUGUCAUCUGACCAUCACAGAUUACAAACAAAACAACAUAAAAUGUAUCAUACAUUUACUAGCCAGAAAAGCAGUGAAAAGGGUUUAUUAUUUUCCUAGCAAUGUAAUUGUUUCCCCUUGACAGUUACAUCCUGGCUCGUCGGUCACUGAGCAUCAGUGUUUGGCUUUUCUGUUGAUUUCUGUACAUAUUGGCACAACAACUCAGGCAUUGUACUUCCACAGUUGUAGCUCCUACAAUACUGGCUUCAUGCAAGUCUGAAGCUGUUCAGUAGCUCAGCUCUUUUACAUGGAAAGAUAACAAGAAUUGUCUGUUGACAGCUCAGUAUUUUGGACAACAGACAAAGCAACUACUACUGAAAGGUUGUCCUACGCUGUAGUAAAAUGUCUGGGAAACAAUUUGAAGCUGUAAUCAUGGUAUCUGUGACACAAUCUUUUGUAACCAGUCCACAUUACUCAACUUAGACAUUUUUAUAGCAUAUCUUAAAGUUGUUGAUUGUACAAUUAAAUAUAUUAUAUUAGUGUGAUUUAAUUACAUUCUUGAUAUAAUGUAUCUACUUAAUUAAGUUAGCACAUGUCUAAAAAUAAUUUUACAAAGAUGUGUGCUUGAAUCAGAACAUUGGGUUAGUUCUAAAUACAACAUACCAUUGCAGGUGUUGUCAGAAAACAACAAAAGUUUCGGUCCGCUGCGGAAGCUUAACUUUUGCUCUUUCCACAUAAUUGAAGCUCAACUAUUUUGCAUGACAGCUCAAUGCCAUACAGGUUCGGACAGUUGAUGUUCAUGUUCGAGAAUUUUAAGUUGGCAACAUCACGCCAUCAAAAUUCAUUAAGUUUUUCUCGCGAUGUUUUCACUUGCACAAGUCUGGUUUUAACUGUUUUCACGAUAAUCUGACCUGACUUUUAUUUUUAUUAUUUGGUACAUUGUGUUUAAUUUAUUGGGCUUCUGCACCUAUUGGAAUGAUUCGACUCCACAGAGUAAAGGUGAAUGUAAAAGGGUUUUGGUAAUCUAAGGUUUUAUACACGCACAUUUUAAAUAAAAUUUGUUUGGAAGAAACUUGUGUCAUGGACUUGUAGACUAAUGUGGAUAAUUUUUAAGACUUUCACUUUUUCUUCUCGUGCUGGACAUUAAAAAGGCUUUCGUCUAA